UAAUACUCUAGCUGCACUUUUCUUACCUCCUUAUUAUAUACCUUACUGAUUUAAACUGUCAGCGGUGGACACGAUUGCAUCCUGAUUGUUCAACAUGAGCUCAAAAGAUAUGAGUAAGAAUAUGUUGAGGGCUGCAUUAGUCGCAGCUACAUCGUGUGCAACAUGUGCGACUAUGAUAGCAGGUAUCAAUGACUUCCUUAUUGUUACAAGUGACAUGAAAUGUCUUGGAAUACAGGGUAUUGAAGUGAAGGCACAAGCUUGCGACGGUAGCACGGGUCAAUACUGGAGAGAAGUGAAUGAUCAGCAACUUUUAAAUUGGGAUUCGAAAGAUUGCUUAACUGUUAACCAUGCGAGUGGGGUAGUUUACACAUCACCAUGCGGUGACAACACUAAUACCGAGCAGGCAUAUAUAGACUUCAGAUCGUUAAUAGUAAACGGUGGAAAAAAUUGCGUGGGUGGUGGUGAAUGCCGUGGUUUGUGUAUGACAACGGAAGGGGAGAGAGCAAGUGCUGUUGCAAUCGAAUCAGCAUCGGAAUGGUGUGGGAACAAUGGAGAUGCACAGUAUUUUAACAAGAAGCUGCAAUCAGUAGCUAUAUCAAAUAUACCAAGUAUGGUAGGAAGUUGGGUUGAGGGUAGUGUAGAAGCGAGUGGGUGCUCGAAGAAGUGCGGAGGCGGAGUUUCGAGUGUAGAGUAUGUUUGCAAAAGUGAGACUUUUGCCAAUGCGUAUUGUGCUGGCAAUAGACCUAGUCCUGUUGAAAGGGAAUGCAAUACUGAAAGAUGUGACGAUUGGUCAGAAUAUGGUGAAUGUAGUGCCAAAACCUGUGAAGACGUCGGUUACCACGGGCGUGCUUGUUUGAAGGAAAAUGGCAAUUGCCCGGGCGCAGACUUUAAGGAGUGUAAGCCCGCCGGAUGUGAAGCCGAGAGUCGAACAGAGGUUUUAGAGGUAGAUGACUUGAAACAGCCCGCGAAGCUCCGAGUAGCAGCGGAUGGAUCCCUUUGGACAGACUUUGAUGCGUGUUCUAACAGUUGCGGAGUAGGUAUCCAGACGGCAAGGUGCGCUGAUAUUUCUUCUAAGGCGGCAGGGCAUCCGUGUCAAGUCUACGAAUACACACAGUCCUGUCACGAUAAUUCUAGGCCUGGUUGCAAUUACGUUCACGUCGAGGAUGUCGAUGGAGAGUGGCGUCCAUGGGAAGCAUGCACGACAACAUGCGGUGCGGGAAUACAGAAAAGGCAAUGUAUCAACCGGGAAGGAAAUGGUAAGGACUGUGUUUCGGAUUUAGAUGGCGACACACGUACUUGUGUCAAUGCGGAAGUUUGCCCUGAAGGCGUCGUAUCGAGUUUGACCGGUGAACGAGGCGAGGUUGUGAAUAAUGUGAUCGUGCGUAAUGACCCACAACCUGUCGCGGCAAAUGGCCAAGUCCGCUCUGAAGUCGGGGACGGUGGGCCUCAGGGGUCACGUAUAACAGGUGGUAUGGAUUCUUCUGGUGGGUUUGCCGUGACUAGCGGUGGUCGCACGGAGGAAAGCAAUCGCGAUCAAGUGGACGGUGGAAACCAGCAAGUUCAAGGAAGCAAUGCGUAUGCCAAUGGUGGCUACAAUGCGGUAUACUCUGCUCCUCAGACAUUCGACAGCCAGUCCUACACUGGUUUCGGCGCCAGCACCGAUAGUACUUUCGGAACCACUGGUAGUACUUUUGGAUCAACCGGCAGUACUUUUGGAUCAUCCGACACCAGCACUGGCUUUGGCACAACUAGCGGUACUAGCACCUUUGGCACAACUAGCGGUACUAACACCUUUGGCACAACUAGCGGUGCUAACACCUUUGGCACAACUAGCGGGACCAGCACUGGGUUUGGCACAACUACCGGUACUAGCACCUUUGGCACAACUACCGGUACUAGCACUGGCUUUGGCACAACUAGUGUUGACAGCUUUACUUUUGACGAUAGUGGUUUCGAAGAUUUCGAAGAUUUCGAUGAGGAAGAGUUUGACGAUCUUGACGAUUUUGAUGAUUUCGACGACGAGGAUUGGUUCUUCAACGCAUUCGAGCGAAGACGUCGAAGUGUUGACGCAGAGGAUGUUUUCGAGCAACUCGAUAAUGUAUUCCCCAUGUCGUUGUCCUUAUUAGGUGUAGUGUGCUUGGUUGUAGCUUCUGUAUUCGGUACAUUCAUGGCAAUCAAAGCGGGAAGCAAGAGCAGCCACAGCAAAUAUCGCGAGGGUGACAUAUUUCAAGUGUAAGUUUUUUUUUAACCACAUAGUAAAUUAGUUUAGGAUUAUUAAUGAAUGAAUAAAACAAAACGGCGUAGCGAUGAAACCGAAACCU
Sphaeroforma arctica JP610 is the source of this 2321-nucleotide messenger RNA. RefSeq lists its product as hypothetical. Lineage: Eukaryota; Ichthyosporea; Ichthyophonida. The record is from RefSeq and is a predicted model, not a curated record. Bases 95 to 2236 code for a protein of 713 amino acids. The transcript has a single exon.